GUGCAGUGGCAUGCACCGUAGCCAAUAAAACCUCGAGGAGUGGUUUGAGCGAUGGCAUAACAACCAAUAGUUUUACUGUGACAGUUCGAGUGACAAACGCUGUAGCUGUAGUGGGGGAAGGGGUCGCUGAAGUUGACGAAGCCGCCAUCUUGAAAAGUGCCCUCUGAUGAUCUCCCUUUUCGCGCCUGUCAGAAUCAGUUUUAAACGCUUUAUUUUCCUCACUGGAAUUUGUUAGCACCUAUCUGUUCGUUGUAUUAAGGCCUUGGACUAAUGGCAAGAUAAGCUACAUGCUGGAGACUCGCCGUUUACCGUUGUCUAUCGGCGUGUGCUGUUGAACUGCUGUAUGUGUGCUGUUUAUCAGUGUCAUUUGCUGCUGUAGCCUGGAAUGGGCCACAACUCCCAAAGACUAGACCACACCUCUUUAUAACCUGAGCUCUGCCGUUUGGACUCCAACAUAUACACAGAGCCAACAUGUUUUGGAAAUUUGACCUCCACACCACAUCCCACAUUGACACGCUGUUGGAGAAGGAGGAUGUGACGUUGACGGAGGUGAUGGAUGAGGACGAUGUCCUACAGGAGUGCAAGGCCCAGAACCACAAACUGGUUGACUUUCUACUGAGACCACAGUGCAUGGAGGACCUAGUCACAUUCAUCACACAGGAACCAAGUACUGAUGUUGAGGAGAAGGUUAAAUACAAGUAUCCCAAUAUAUCAUGUGAGCUUCUUACGUCUGAUGUGAGCCAGAUCAACGAUAGACUGGGAGAAGAUGAGAAACUGCUGAUGAAACUGUAUGGCUUCCUCCAGAAUGAGCCACCUCUCAACCCGCUCUUAGCAAGCUUUUUUUCCAAGGUUCUGUCCAUUCUUAUAGGACGCAAGCCUGAACAGAUAGUGGAUUUUCUGCGGAAGCGGGAGGACUUUGUUGACUUGAUGAUCAAACACAUUGGGACAUCUGCCAUCAUGGAUCUGCUUCUCAGAAUGCUCACCUGCAUUGAACCUCAACAGCUACGACAGGAUGUUCUUAAUUGGCUGAAUGAGGAAAAGGUGAUUCAGAGACUCGUGGACAUGGUACAGCCUUCUCAAGAUGAGGAUAGACACUCCAACGCAUCCCAGUCGCUUUGUGAGAUCAUCAGACUGAGCAGAGACCAGAUGUUCCAGGUCCAGGGCUGCUCGGAGCCUGACCCACUUUUGGCCACACUGGAAAAGCAGGAGACAGUGGAGCAGCUGCUGUCCAAUAUUUUUGACAAGGAGAAGAAUGAAUCUGCAAUUGUCAGUGUUAUCCAGAUUCUUCUCACGUUGUUUGAGACGAGGAGACCAGCGUUUGAAGGUCAUAUGGAAUGCCCUCCUGGGAUGUCCCACCCUUCAUUUUCAGUCAACCACAGCAUCCUGGAGGCUGUGAGACCCCGACUCAAAGACUUUCACCAGCUGCUAUUGGAUCCCCCAAAGAGGAAUGUGAUGAAGACAACGUGGGGGGUGCUGGACCCUCCUGUGGGCAAUACCAGGCUUAAUGUGGUCAGGCUGGUGGCCAGCCUGUUGCAGAGCAACACACACAGCAUCAACACAGAACUUAUUAACCUCAACACACUGGGAGUCAUCCUAGAUAUGUAUUUCAAAUACAUCUGGAACAACUUCCUCCACAUCCAAGUGGAGAUCUGCACAGCCAUGAUUUUGGCUAUGCCCCCUGCCCCCACCGACAUUCAGCCAGACACGGAGCAAGAGUAUGCAAGGGAGAGCAUCCUUAUCAAACAUCUGUUUCAAAAGUGCCAGUUUAUACAGAGAAUCGUAGAGGCCUGGAGCUCCAAUGAGAAAGAACAGGCAGAAGGUGGCCGGCGAAGAGGCUAUAUGGGGCACCUCACCCGAAUAGCCAACUCUAUAGUUCAUAACUGUGACAAAGGCCCUAAUGGACCGCAAAUACAACAGCUCAUCUCUGAGCUCCCAGCAGAGGACAGAGAGAAAUGGGAAGCCUUUAUUUCUUGCCAGCUGGCUGACACAAACAAGAGAAACACGGUCGAUCUGGUAAAUACACACCACAUCCAUUCUUCCAGUGAUGAUGAGGUGGACUUUAAAGACAGUGGCUUUCACCAGGACUCCUCUCUACAACAAGCCUUUUCUGAUUAUCAGAUGCAACAAAUGACGUCCAAUUUUAUUGAGCAGUUCGGCUUCAAUGAUGAAGAGUUUGCUGAUCAGGACGAUGUUGUGGAUAUUCCCUUUGAUAGAAUAUCAGACAUCAAUUUUUCACUGAAUACAAAUGAAAGUGCGAAUAUAGCGUUGUUUGAGGCACGUUGUAAGGAGAAAAUCCAGCAGUUUGAAGAUGCUGGUUCAGAUGAGGAGGAUAUCUGGGAUGAAAAAGAUGUCACCUUUGCACCGGAGGCACAGAGACGCCCCAGGAGCUCGGGCAGCACAGACAGUGAAGAAAGCACAGACUCAGAAGAGGAGGAUGUGAAGAGAGAUCCAUUUGAGGCUUCAAACCCCAGCACAGAUGACAGGAUGGAAGUUGACACAGGGCCAGUGUGGACAGCCAACUUUGAUGACAUUCCCAUGGACACAGGUACAUCCACAGCUCCAGCCUCCAGCACCAAUCCUGCUGCCUCCUCUCCCUUGUCCUCCUCCUCCUCUACUGCAGAAGUCCUCCCUGAGGCAGGAUGGAGCUCAUCUCCGGCUGCCAACUCAAACUCUGAAACCGGCUGGGCUGAUUUCUCCAAUUUCACCCCUGUUAGCCCCAAAGACCCUCUGAGGUGCAAUUCUCCUGUUGCUAUGGAAACCAGCAUAGAGACAAUGGACCCUCUUGGGGUCAACGCACCCAUGCAGCCUGAAGACUGCGAUGGCUGGUUGGGCAGCGCUUCUCCCUCGUCCACCUCUACUAAGAAUUGUGCAAGAUCUAAACUGGAGGAGGAAUCAGCCUGUUGUGAGCAGCGAAGCAUCACGGAGACAGUCAUCAAUGGCUCCAUGAAAGAAACUGUCAGCCUCACUGUCGACGCCAAGACUGAGACCGCCGUUUUCAAGAGUGAUGAAGACAAGAGUGCUACUUCAGAGAAAUACUCAGUAGGGGAGUGUGUGGAUUCGGAGAGAACAGGCUUCAACAGCUCAGUGGCAGCCUGCUGUCCCAAAACGGGCAGUGAAAAGUGUCAUCCCACUGUGGAGCUUCCCAAUGGUCCUCUAGAGGAAAUGUCAGCCAUAGAGGAGGCCAAACUGGACCAGAUUGCCGUGUCCUCAGAGCCAGCUGUCAAUGGGCCGGCAUGAGGGUCUCCUAUUCCAGCCAAUGGCCAACCUGUUCUGCCAUGCAGGGCCCUACUCCUGGCCAGCCAGGCGAGACCACUGCUCAGAGCCCGAACUUUCACACGCCCCCACCAGGACCAGCAAUACACCCAUCGGCUCAUCACUGACAGACAGACAGGUGUAAAGACACAGGAUGAGCUGAAAAGCAAAAUGAGACAUACUCAAAUGUAUACAGAAGAAUUUUUUCAACAUUUGUUUAUAUACUAUUGUUCUUAUGAGGUGAUGUGCGACUGAUAUCUUGCCACUCAAAAUGAAAUAGUAAUGUUGCUAUAGCUAAAGAAAUGAUUGUAUGAAUAAAAUAUUUUAUAAAAAGAAAAAUGUAUACAGAAACAUAAGAUGAAUUACUGCAGGAAUGAUUGCUGAUUGGUGAACCAGCCAACCACUGAGCUGUUGUUAAAUGCUGGAUCUGUUCUUCUGCAGUUCAACACAACAGUUGCUAUAUUUAAAAUUCUUACCCACCAUUGAUCUGUUUCUGAGCGAAGCUGCUCUUACGAAUGGAAAACACAUUUGGAAAACCACACUUAAGGUUUAUUUUGCUGCAGGUAUUAUUUGUAAAUGUUUUUCCCUUGUAUUCAUCUGCAUUGAUUAAGAUUUGACAGGGGUAAGCGGCUGAGGGGAUCAUGCCUGCCUGCAGCUAAUCUUGACGACUACUGGACCCAUCAGCCUAAAAUGUUUGUGCACGUUUCUGACUGUAUGGACCUCUUUUGGGUGCGGUGAUUCAUAUUUUUGAAAUAUCUUUUUUUAUUGACUGUUCUGUUUUAUACCUCACACCUCUUAGCGGCCACUAGGGGCCACAAGUGAUCAUCAACCUGUUAGAUGCACCUGGUGGUGGGCCGCACUAUACUGAGUGUGCUCCUCUAGUCUAGCUUUUUUAUUUAUUCUAUAAGACGAUGUUUAAGUUUUGUCAUUGUCUCCCUUUAGAGGAGGCUGCAUUUCUGUUAACUGGGGUCCUACCUCGCAGCGAGGAGGCUAAACAGUAAGGAUACAGUGGUCAUCACCACAGCCUUUAAUGGGAGCUGUAAAUGCAUUCUGAGCAUGUGUUUUAAGUUCCAACUAAACUUCAGUAGAAGCACAGUACUCUUGUUCUGGCCAAAACUGCUUUUUAGACCAGUGGUUCUCAACUUAAGGGUUUCAUAUUUACAUUUUGGAAAUUCCAUCGCAGGUUGAAGAUGCAUCUGUUGUAGAGGGUGUGCAGAACUGUGAUUUUAAGUUGCUACAGCUUUGUCGAGACCUUAGGACAGUGAAAGGGCUGGUUAAGGCAAUCAACAUGGAGCAACACGAAAUUAUAAGAAAUACCUUUUGCAUGUGAGUUAUGUUGUGCAACAUUAACCAGGACCCAGCCUCGGAGAGCCAGGUGCGACUCAGUCACAUUAUAAGAAUUUAUUUCAGAAGAGAAGUAGUUAAAUAGUAAAUGUGGACAGUCAGGGUAUCAGCUGCUUCCAGCCACAAAUGUUUGUUCAUAUACUGCAUGCAGACUGACAACAACAAUGCGUUAAAAAAAACAAAAAACAGCAGCUUCCUUUUCCAGACAGUGUUGGGAAAUGGGGGUGGGUGAUAACACAGAGGCACAAUUCUGUGCAAGCACACAGUCCUGGUAGAUUACUUUACAAGGUAAACGGUGAAAUUCUACUGUCUAUAAAAUCUUCAUCAACAUCCUCAUACUCUGCUCUCGUCUGAUAAGCCACCCCCAAAUGUUGACUCAUGCCUUCCUCCUAUAUUUCAUCUUCUCAACAGUAACCAAAGAAACAAACCUGACCUUGUGUUUUGCAGUGAUGUUUAUUGCAGGCAAUUGGAUUUGAGUAAAGCAUCCAUGAGUUAGCAACGUGUUUACUGCUGUUGUCAGUCUGAGUGCACCCUUGUUCCACCCCCCCCCCCCCCCCUUUUCCUCCAUUGAUUCACUACCUCUGCUUAAAAACCACUCCUUCAUGGGUUGUUCGGUUGACUUGGAAAUUCAAACAUCAUCUCAACCCAACUUCAAACUUACCCAGGCUAUGUUUAGACAUAUUAUUCUGUGUAAAAAAAAGAACGAAAAAAAAGGGCCUUUUAGCUUUGGUGUGAUCGUCACUAAUUCCUGCCUGGCCCUUGAACUCCCAGAUGCUUACAUUCCUUUCCUAACAUUACAGAUAAACUGUUGUCUGGGGCCCAUUGAGAGCCUACUGAGGAAAAGUGAUAUUGCCUCAUUUCAAUUGGCACCACAUCUAUUGCAGCAUUUCUGCUGAAAAUUUGUCCACAUUAGGUUAACUUCGGCACUGAACCCCUAGUUACCGAUAGAUCUACCUGCGACUUGGAUUUAAAUGGUUUAUAUAUACUGUAUUUUGCAAAAUCAAACUCUUCGGCAGUCUUCUGUCUCCCUGCUUCUUUCCACCAAACGUUGUCCUUUCCCCUAACCAAAUGUGACAGCUUUUAUUAAUCUUGGCAAGACAUGAUUUACUGGUUGGGGUUUGGUCCCAAAGAAAAUUGUUUUGUAACUCAGACUUGUCAGCCCCAGAAUUGGAAAGGGAAGAAGGUAUUGACAGACAACAGUACAACUUAACACCACUUACGUCAGAUUUAUUAAUUAAAUCUGAUCAAAGUUUCUGAAGCAAAGUGGUCUUUGCAGAUGGAUUAUUAGGCUUGUCUUUCAUGACUGGGGUUCUAUCAGGACUGGUGCACAAUCGCCCUAGGGGUAGAAUGUUUUUUAGUUUUGUUUUAGACUGGGAAAAUCAGGCAAUCCUAAAUCUUUAAACAUUUAUUUUGUCAGAUUAAAUAUUUCUGUGGAAUCUGAA
Acanthopagrus latus (yellowfin seabream) is the source of this 6038-nucleotide messenger RNA. It is a transcript of the gene ppp6r3, whose product is annotated as protein phosphatase 6, regulatory subunit 3. Gene Ontology annotation, molecular function: protein phosphatase regulator activity; protein phosphatase binding. Bases 472 to 3237 code for a protein of 921 amino acids. Gene Ontology annotation, cellular component: cytosol; nucleus. The record is from RefSeq and is a predicted model, not a curated record. The transcript is spliced from 25 exons. NCBI's taxonomy places the organism in Eukaryota, Metazoa, Chordata, Actinopteri, Spariformes, Sparidae.